Messenger RNA from Harmonia axyridis, 600 nucleotides. Its product is annotated as mitochondrial import inner membrane translocase subunit Tim13. Bases 136 to 411 code for a protein of 91 amino acids. Lineage: Eukaryota; Metazoa; Arthropoda; Insecta; Coleoptera; Coccinellidae. The record is from RefSeq and is a predicted model, not a curated record. The transcript has 3 exons.
CUUUUGUAUUUAUCUAUGCUUCUAACCUAACCUCCUCAGGAAGUACUAAGUACUGUGCAAAUAUAAUAUAUUAACCUCUUUCUUAUUAAAUUUUCAAGAUUAUUUUAUUAGUCUAUUUUCCUUCGUAAAUUAACAAUGGAUGAUACAUCAGCGUUAUCAGGGUUAACUGGAGCACAAAAAGAUGAACUCAUGGAUCAAGUCAAACAACAAAUUGCUGUUGCUAAUGUGCAAGAAUUACUAACUAAAAUGACCGAGAAAUGUUUCAAGAAAUGCAUCAAUAAGCCAGGCACCUCGUUAGAUAGUUCAGAACAAAAAUGUGUUGCAAUGUGUAUGGAUAGAUAUAUGGAUUCAUGGAAUUUAGUAUCAGAGGUAUAUCGUCAAAGAAUUCAAAGGGAAAGGCACAGAAUGUGAUCUUGUAGUUAGAAAUAACUUGAAAUUAGUGUUGAUAAUAAAAUGAUAUAGGAAUGAAUACUGAAGGAGAUUGGCAGUUGAAUUGUUUGCUGAAAAUUUAUCUCGAGUAUAUGCAUUAAUUCUCUGAAUUCUGAUGAAUACAACAUUUAUUCUGGAAUAUAAAUUAAAAUAUAUACUUCCUAAGAAUUA